Molecule: messenger RNA, 1167 nt
Organism: Sardina pilchardus (European sardine)
Lineage: Eukaryota; Metazoa; Chordata; Actinopteri; Clupeiformes; Clupeidae
Product: zinc finger protein 665-like
Exons: 3
Biological process (GO): regulation of transcription by RNA polymerase II
Molecular function (GO): RNA polymerase II cis-regulatory region sequence-specific DNA binding; DNA-binding transcription factor activity
Source: RefSeq, a predicted model, not a curated record
AUGAUCACAGAGAUUAUGUUCCAAGAGUUGGCUUUUGAGAUUUCUCUUUCCAUCCUCCACACUGUGCAUUCUGGAGACAAGCUACAUGAAUGUUCUCAGUGUGGAAAAGCCUUUAUCAACAAGUACACUCUUAAGAAACAUCAGAGGAUCCAUACUGGAGAAAAGCCACAUCAGUGUUUGCUGUGUGGGAAGGCUUUUAAACGGAAGGGUAAUCUCACGCUACAUCAGAGGAUCCAUACUGGAGAAAAGCCACAUCAAUGUUCCCAUUGUGGAAAGGCCUUUACACGGAAGGGUCAUCUCAAGACACAUCAGAGGAUCCAUUCUGGAGAAAAGCCACAUCAGUGUUCUCAGUGUGGAAAGGCCUUUGCAUUGAAGGGUGAUCUCACGGUUCAUCAGAGGAUCCAUACUGGAGAAAAGCCACAUCAAUGUACUCAGUGUGGAAUGACCUUUACACGGAAGGGUCAUCUCAAGCGACAUCAGAGGAUCCAUUCUGGAGAAAAGCCACAUCAGUGUUUGCUGUGUGGGAAGGCUUUUACACGGAAGGGUGAACUCAAGCUACAUCAGAGGAUCCAUACUGGAGAAAAGCCACAUCAAUGUACUCAGUGUGGAAAGGCCUUUGCAUGGAAGGGUCAUCUCACGCUACAUCAGAGGAUCCAUACUGGAGAAAAGCCACAUCAAUGUUCCCAUUGUGGAAAGGCCUUUACACGGAAGGGUCAUCUCAAGACACAUCAGAGGAUCCAUUCUGGAGAAAAGCCACAUCAGUGUUCGCAGUGUGGAAAGGCCUUUACACAAAAGGGUUAUCUCAACAUACAUCAGAGGAUCCAUACUGGAGAAAAGCCACAUCAGUGUUCUCAGUGUGGAAAGGCCUUUGCAUUGAAGGGUCAUCUCACGCUACAUCAGAGGAUCCAUACUGGAGAAAAGCCACAUCAAUGUUCCCAUUGUGGAAAGGCCUUUACACGGAAGGGUUAUCUCAAGACACAUCAGAGGAUCCAUUCUGGAGAAAAAACACAUCAGUGUUCGCAGUGUGGAAAGGCCUUCAUGUGGAAGAGUGCACUCAAGAAACAUCAGAUUAUCCACUCUUGAGAAAAGCCACAUCAGUGUUCUCAGUGUGGAAUGACCUUUAGUUGCAACGCCAGCCUCAAGGUACACCAGAGGAUUCAUACUUGA